This is a messenger RNA of Cariama cristata (Red-legged seriema), 561 nucleotides long. RefSeq names its product phosphatidylinositol glycan anchor biosynthesis, class L (gene PIGL). Gene Ontology annotation, cellular component: endoplasmic reticulum. The record is from RefSeq and is a predicted model, not a curated record. Gene Ontology annotation, molecular function: N-acetylglucosaminylphosphatidylinositol deacetylase activity. The annotation marks the transcript as partial. The transcript has 7 exons. Gene Ontology annotation, biological process: GPI anchor biosynthetic process. NCBI's taxonomy places the organism in Eukaryota, Metazoa, Chordata, Aves, Cariamiformes, Cariamidae.
GUGAGAAGACAGAUUAAGCUAUUGUUGAAGUCCAGUGGAAAUUAUUACAAUCAAGGAGAGAUUCGUAAGAAAGAACUGGAACAGAGUUGUUCUCUUCUGGGGAUUACUGCUUCCGAUGUAACGGUCCUUGAUCACAGGGAUCUGCCGGAUAAUCCUGCUCUUGAAUGGGACACACAGCUCCUUGCCGCCUUUGUGCUAAAGCACAUAGAAGCCAAUAACAUCAACCUGGUGGUAACCUUUGAUGCGGGAGGAGUGAGUGGUCAUGCUAACCACAUUUCUCUUUACACUGCUUUAAGGUACCUGCAUUCAGAGCGGAAGUUACCUGAAGGGUGCCGUGUAGUCGUGCUCGAAUCAGUAAAUCUCUUCCGGAAGUACAUCUCUGUCCUGGAUGUACCUGUUUCCUGCCUCCUGCCCAGAGAUGCGCUCUUCAUACUCACAGAGGAGGAGACUGAACAAGCCAGGAGAGCCAUGCGGUGUCAUCGCAGCCAGCUCCUCUGGUUUCGCCACAUCUACAUGCUUUUCUCACGUUAUAUGGUGAUCAAUUCACUCCGCCUUCUGUAA